Molecule: messenger RNA, 1762 nt
Organism: Patella vulgata (common limpet)
Lineage: Eukaryota; Metazoa; Mollusca; Gastropoda; Patellidae
Exons: 5
Coding region: 598-1665 (355 amino acids)
Source: RefSeq, a predicted model, not a curated record
AGUUCUGCGGAGAUCGAUCGUAGUGGCGUUUACAGUCCAGUAACGUUAUGGUUUCACUAUCAUUAUUUUUUCUCCAACAGAUAGUUGGCCAGUGUAAUAUGACCAGCGUAUUAUAAGAUGACUGAGAAGAUACUGAAUUAAAUUCCUUCACAUGUGUUAUUGUGAUGAAGUAGGGCGGGUUUUAGUCUUUGCAUGUGCACAAAUCAACUGAAAUUUGUACAAAGUUAUUCUUACAGUGAAGAGUGUCAUCCGAUUUACCUUACAACGUAAGACAGAUUGUUGUUGUUAUUUACUAAAGUGUGAGGAGAGUCGUGAAACCCAACUAUCCACGGCGGGGGUUCCUUUGAACUCUUAUAUCAUUUAGCUGACGCCAGUGUCAACUACAGUAAUCUUGAGGAAUGAAAUGUACGUUUUUCCGGACAUUGAUAGGUGUUUUGAUGAACUAAUAUUAAAAGAACUGUAAUCAGAUGCGUCAAACAAUAUCUUGGAAUAUAUAUUUGAGAUCUUCUGAAGAUUUGAGGUUAUAGGAUAAAUGUAAAACAAAUAUAACUGGUGAUUUUGAGCAGUAAAUGGUUGUGAUCUAUAAAUGAAGAUUUAAUGGUUACUGACGGCUACUUCACCUUCCUUCACUUCAUAAUGGCGGAGCAUCUCGACCCCAUCUUUAAGGCGUUUUGGGAGGGAUUCCCGUGUCCCCCUCCUUGGAAUAGUGACUUAUUAUUUAAAGUGAACACUACGUGCAUGUCGUCGCAGGUCGGGGACAGUGUCAAGUUAUUUAUGGCAGAAAAAUGUGGUAUAGAUCAUGGCGGAUUUAAUAUAGUUCCCCACCCCCCUGAGGAAAAGAUUAUAGUUGAAACUUGUACAACGAACUGUAAAAUUGUGAUAGUAUUGGUUUGUUUGUCUGUUGUGUUAGCGGCAGUUGCUGGAAUAUUGUAUUUAAUUAACAGGAAAUCGUCUGAGAAGCCUCGUUCUAGUCCUAACCACCAGACGGCGCUGAAUCCUGGUGCUGAGCCCAAGUAUUAUUCAACAUGUCAUUAUUCACCUCCAUCGGUUUACUCAAGACAAUCAGAGACAAGUGUAAGAGGAAAUAAAACUGAAACUAGAUUAUUGCAACAUUACUACCCUCCAAUUUCGCCCUAUGCUCUACAUCCAGAUGACAGACGAUAUGCACACGUGGCGCAGGUCCGAGAUUUGCAACUUCCGGUUAGCAACAGUUUUACAAACUAUAGAAAAUUACCGGACGGUGAUUACACGCCCUCUAGUGGUGCAAGCCAAUACAGCGAUAGAUCUCCAAUAUAUGAAUAUAUAGACUCAGAUUCCAAUAUGGACGACAGGCGUCGAAGGGAGACAACUUCAGUGUGCACUUGUAAUUGUGGUGAAACUGCAUAUGGAUCUUAUUAUAGUGACUCAAAUAAUGCCCAGACAUUACAGUUGCGACCUAUACGGCACGCAACGUCCUAUAUCACAUAUCAUGAGAAUAGUGAUUAUGAAGAUACGACUCCAAGAAGACAUUCUAGAAGUAGUAAUCGUAGUCGUUCUAGCCGUAGAUCAAGUAGUAGCUAUACGGCCAUAGAACGAAACAGAGACGGAACUUAUAGACGAGCCAUUCCAGCCGUUCAUUCAAAUUAUUUCGCGCCAGAUUUGCCCUUUAGAUCACCCCCGUCAUGACCUUGAACUAUACAAUGAACUUUCCCAUCUAUAAAUAUAUAUUGUGUAUGAAGAUAUAUAUUUUGUUUAUUGAUAAAACGUUGUGUUUUGUGUACAA